AUGUGCUGGGAGCCAGAGAGUGCCGGCCCUACUGAUGACAGCGGCAAAUGCUCCCAAGUCACACUGACGUGUUAAGGAUCAUCAUCCUGCCAAGUAGCGGAAAAUGAACACUCAUACAGUCUCCAGCGUCAAUGCAUAACCCGCUGGCUAACAAGCUCACUCUGGGGAAGUUUCAAUAUCCAUCAGCAUCUGACGCCCAUCCUGUCAGCCAUUAUUCAACAUCGCGUUCUUGGCAGUGAAAUGGACAUCUGAAAUACAUAUACGGCUGUGUCAACCGAGCCAGAUAUUAUAUUAAUUGUGGCAGGGAUGUUCAGGUGCCACUUGGUAGUGAAGAGCCGGAGUUGAGUGUUGGGGAGGUGUGGCAGCCUGCAUUGUGGUGCGCAGCGUCCACUGGGCUUGACUUCAACUAACUGGUCUUGAGUUCGACUCUCACCACGACAAGAUAACGGCAGCCUAACAUCAUAAUACACUAUGUGUGACGACGACGCUACAGCGCUGGUUUGCGACAAUGGUUCUGGUCUCUGCAAGGCCGGCUUCGCUGGUGACGACGCUCCCCGAGCCGUCUUUCCUUCCAUCGUCGGCCGUCCUCGUCACCAGGGUGUGAUGGUCGGUAUGGGUCAGAAGGACGCCUACGUCGGUGAUGAGGCCCAGAGCAAGAGAGGUAUCCUGACUCUCAAGUACCCCAUCGAACACGGUAUCAUCACCAACUGGGACGACAUGGAGAAGAUCUGGCAUCACUCUUUCUACAACGAGCUGCGUGUUGCCCCUGAGGAGUGCCCUGUCCUCCUCACUGAGGCUCCUCUCAACCCCAAGGCCAACCGUGAGAAGAUGACACAGAUCAUGUUUGAGACCUUCAGUACUCCUGCAAUGUACGUGGCCAUCCAGGCCGUGUUGUCCCUGUACGCCUCUGGUCGUACCACAGGUAUCGUGUUGGAUUCUGGUGAUGGUGUUACUCACACUGUUCCCAUCUACGAAGGUUAUGCUCUUCCACACGCUAUUAUGCGCCUGGACCUUGCUGGUCGUGACCUGACCAACUACCUCAUGAAGAUCAUGACUGAGCGUGGCUACUCCUUCACCACCACAGCUGAGCGUGAGAUUGUCCGUGACAUCAAGGAGAAGCUUUGCUAUGUUGCCCUUGAUUUCGAGAAUGAAAUGGCUCAGGCAGCUGCCACAGCAUCAUUAGAGAAGUCCUACGAGCUUCCCGAUGGGCAGGUAAUUACUAUUGGUAAUGAGCGUUUCCGUGCCCCUGAGGCUCUCUUCCAGCCUUCUUUCCUGGGCAUGGAAUCUGUUGGUGUUCACGAGACCGUCCACAGCUCCAUCAUGAGGUGCGACAUUGAUAUCAGAAAGGAUCUAUACGCCAACAAUGUCAUGUCUGGUGGUACCACCAUGUACCCUGGUAUUGCUGACCGCAUGCAGAAAGAAAUCACAUCAUUAGCUCCUUCCACCAUCAAGAUCAAGAUCAUUGCUCCUCCCGAGCGUAAGUACUCCGUCUGGAUCGGUGGUUCCAUCCUGGCCUCACUGUCCACCUUCCAGUCCAUGUGGAUCACUAAGGAGGAGUAUGAGGAGUCCGGCCCCGGCAUCGUCCACCGCAAGUGCUUCUAAAUCACGUUUAAAUUUUAUUAACAAACUAAAGCAAAUACAGCUUUAUUAUAAAUCACAUCAAAGAAGAAGGCGCGUUUGCAGCAAGUACAUUUACUGGGACAACUUUUCGAUUUGUUAGGAACUGUAUUAAACUCGCACAGAGGACAAAUUACACUCAUACAUAAAUAGUGGUAAAAAGAAGGUGAGAAUCAUUUUCAUUACUGUCUGUUACUUGAAUCCAAUCUAUCAGAUAAUGCAGCAACAUCUAGCUUUUAUUCAGAGUAAGUACCACGCUGCUCCUAGAAGUCUGCUGUCUUCGAAGCAGACGUUAUUUUCACAAAAAAUCAUCGAAGAAAUGGUAUGCACUUCUGUUCAUCCCACACAAUUUAUCUUUCUUCCCUUUCCUCCAACACCACUCCAGUGUUACCUUGAAGAGUGUGUCACCACACUGUCCAAACUAUGUCACGGAAGCCUUUCAAUAAAGCUAGGCAAAUGAGACUUAGCCUCCGCUGUAAAGUCGAUGAACGCACGGAGGAACACAAGAAAUGUCAGCCUUCAGAGUCAACGAAUACCAGAAAAGGAAUCUGGAGCAGAAACUCCACUGGAUCUACUCUCACAGCACCUGAAAGAAGACUGUACAGAUUCAGCAACUUCUCCAGCUUGGGUAUACUCACAUGAGUGACUGUGUGGUACCUGUUGCUCUCUUGGAGCCUUCCAUAUCUAAAUUACCUAUACGCCAUGAUACAGAGACAUUCUUGGCAAUACAAUUGUACAGGAAGAGGACAAAACAUUUCGUCCAAGAACCAGACGGCAUUUCAACAUAGCAGUUCAGAGUACCUCCUAGAGUACUCCACAGUGUACAUCCCGCAGUACUCCACAAUGUACCUCUGACAGAACUCACAACAGACCAACACUUCACUCUCCAACGACUUCACUCACCUCUCCUCUUCCUCUCCUACCAGUGUAUGUAUACCUGCAAUUUAUAUCCCCUACCUGACUUAAUAAAGUUCUUAACAGAUCUAAACCUUGUCCCAAUAAAAACUCUUCUUGCAAACUUAUUUUUAACUAUUUACAGCAGUAAGUUAUUUGGAUCCAUACCAUUAGUGAUGAUCAUCUGUCAGUAUUGUGCUGGAAAAUACGGACUACUGUUAUAAGCAUAUUCAUGGUGUUCCUUAAGUCUGUGCUCGAAAUAAUUUGCACAACACUCCCAUCAUCAGUAAUUAUUCGUUUCUGGGCGAUUAUUUAGUUGGGUAAUGGAGCUUAAAAACAACACUGGGGCUUUUAAGGCUACGUAACACUUGUUCAACACCAGUCAAAAAUGCUUUAAUUUCUAUAAUAAGGGACUAAAGUAAACUCUCAGUAUAUAUACGCUAAGAGACAUACGCAUCACAGUGCGUAUAUCCUAUGAGAAAAUUUUCAUCAUGUAACACAGUGCCAGACACGACUAGGGAAGUACAAGUGGCAGCACUGACUAGGUACAGCAGUAGGGCUGAGAAAGACGUACUAAGUGAUAGUAACGAAGGAAGACAGGCCACAGGCAUCAGUGCUGAGGAAGACAGACCACAGGUAUCAGUGCUGAGGAAGACAGACCACAGGUAUUAGUGCUGAGGAAGACAGACCACAGGUAUCAGUGCUGAGGAAGAC
Cherax quadricarinatus is the source of this 3225-nucleotide messenger RNA. Its product is annotated as actin-5, muscle-specific. NCBI's taxonomy places the organism in Eukaryota, Metazoa, Arthropoda, Malacostraca, Decapoda, Parastacidae. The record is from RefSeq and is a predicted model, not a curated record.